Messenger RNA from Ipomoea triloba (trilobed morning glory), 1065 nucleotides. Its product is annotated as protein FANTASTIC FOUR 4-like. The transcript has a single exon. The record is from RefSeq and is a predicted model, not a curated record. Bases 212 to 1024 code for a protein of 270 amino acids. NCBI's taxonomy places the organism in Eukaryota, Viridiplantae, Streptophyta, Magnoliopsida, Solanales, Convolvulaceae.
UGCAAUAACAUACCACCUUCUUCUUCAUCAUCAUCUUCCUUCCCCUCUCUCUCUCUCUCUCUUCACUUUAUCAGUAUUCCCGUGCAUAUCCUCCAGACUCCCACCCACCUCCCAACUAUACUCUCAACCUCCAACACCUUACCUAUAACCUACUGCUGUUGUUGUUAGUUCUUAGCUCAACAGUAAAUCCUCCUAAAAAGCAAAAAACAAAAUGGCAGCAGCCUGUGGAAGCCUCAAACACAUGUUUGACAACCCAUUGCCUGAAAAUCCCACCCUUCUUGAAUCCCUAUCAUCUUCUCUCAAACAGAUUCAAUCCAUGAACCCCCUCCAAGAUUCCUCCUUAACCGAGAUCUUUGGCGAGCUACAUUUCAAAGAACAUCAUUCCUCCUCCUCCCCUCUGUCUUCUUCUGCUUCAUCUUCUUCUUUGUUCUCUGUAGAUACACAUACACAGAAUCCCCAGUGGCUUGAUAAGGAAAAAACCCCGAAUCACAGUGACUCCACGAGCUAUUAUCAUCAGUACAAACAUGGGGGUCAUCAUGACUUCUCUUCCAAGAACUCAGAUAGUUUAUCAUUGUGCACUGAAGGGCUUGGGUUCGAGAGCUCUGAUGAUAUUGAGGACUCGAACGACGUGGACCAUGAUUGGCUAGUAAGCAAAGAAAGGCCAAGUUUCUCGAGGCAUGAACUGAAAAGAUCAAGACUUGGUAAAGGGCCAUUCCCUCCUCCCAUCUCUAGUAUUGGCAGGAGUGGAAAACCCUGGGUUUGCUUCAGAUCAUUUCGAGAAGAUGGGAGGUUCAUUCUCAAGGAGAUAAGAAUUCCCACUCAAGAGUUCCUGCGUGCAUGUAGAGAAGACGGCCGUUUAAAGCUGCAACUUAUUCAAUCAGAUGAUGAAAUCCCCGAGGAUGAAGAAGAAGAAGAAGAACAAGAAGAUGAUAAUGACACUGAGGAUAUUCAGGAAGUAAAAGAUGAUGAUUUCCAGGCCGAGGGAAAUGAUAGAGAAGAAGAAAAUAUAAGGAAUCAGCAAUAAAGAUGUUGGAAACUGGUAAUAGAAAAGCUUCCAGGCCGGGU